UGCUGAGACGCUACCCUCAAGGUCCUCGAUCAUCGAUGCACGUCAACACGAUGACCCCAGAUUUGGGGGACGAUCGCGAAGGGCAAUUGCAGUCUUUCCUGGCAAAGGCAUAGACUGCAUCUUCACCUUCGCUCCAAUUGACCUCCGCUAGACUCUCCGGUUCCUUUCCUAUCACAACACGAUUGCAAGGGGUUAUGGACCUGGAGAAGACUCAUGUCCCUCCCUCCUGCACGGCACAGGAUGUACCGACAAGCCGUUGGAACAGGACGAGCCGGGUCCGCAGAUCUAGGGUGCAGCGCUUGUUCGGCGUUGCAUGCCUGGCAUUCAUUGCCUAUGCGCAAUGGAGACAAAUCUCGUCGCCAGGGCCAGACCCAGCAUCUGCCCCAGAUGUCACAGUGCAUGGUCUCUCGAUCAAGAGGCUGCAGGAGGAUCUCAAUGUGUGCGCUAAGCUACAUAAGAAGCCAACUGACCCCAUAGGAUAUGGUCGUGAGAGAAAUGCUCGUUAUGUCGACGGUCACAGGCCCACUCUCAUCCGCAACGCCACUGUCUGGGUUGGUGAACCAGACCGUGAAAAUGGCGACUCCUCCUGGAUAACGGCCGAUGUCUUCAUCGAGCAUGGUCUGAUCAAGCAGGUUAGCCGCGACCUCGACCCGCAAACGCUGCCGAGCGAUGUGUCGGUCUAUGACGCCGCUGGUCGGCCCCUGACCAGCGGAAUCAUCGACAUGCACAGUCACGCCGGGGUGCACUCACUGCCAACGAUACGGGCCAACGAUGAUACCAGCGAGCUCUCGACAGAUAUUACGCCCUACGUGCGCACCAUCGACGCCAUACAGCCGACCGACUACCAGCUUCAGGUGAUCAAGUCCGGAGGCGUCACGACCUCCUUGGUCCUCCCUGGCUCCGGUAACAAUAUCGGCGGCGAAGCCUUUGUCAUCAAACACGCCGUUGGCCGCGCUGACGGACGCAACGAAAUCAGCAUCUCGGACCUCCUCGCGGACCCAGACCGCAACUGGCGGUAUAUGAAGAUGGCAUGCGGCGAGAACCCCAAGCACAUCCAUGGAAAGGUUGGCGAACGUGGCCCAACGAGCCGUCUCGGCGAAAGUUGGGAGCUUCGCCACGCGUUCAAGCAGGCCUCUAAACUUCUUCAAGAGCAAGACGACUGGUGCCAGGCCGCGUCCCGGGACCUGAACAGGGUGAAAGGAUAUCUGCCCAACGAGAUACGAUGGGAGGCACUAGUUGGGGUCCUUCGAGGGCAAGUCCAUGUAAAUGUCCACUGCUAUACUGUGCCAGACUUGGAAGCCUUCGUCGAUCACACCAACGAAUUCAAGUUCCCUGUGAGGGCAUUUCACCAUGCCCACCAGGCGUAUCUCGUGCCAGAGGUGCUGAAGCGAGCCUGGGGUGACGAUCCGCCAGCUUUAGCCCUCUUUGCGGACAAUAUGUGGUACAAGGCUGAGUCUUACAUCGCCUCUGAAUAUGCGGGCAAGCAUCUGUAUGACAACGGCCUUGUCCCAAUUUACGUCAGCGACAAUCCGAUACUCAACGCCCAACACGUUGUAUUGGAAGCCGCAAAGGCGUACAAGUACGGACUCCCGUACCACGCCGCCCUCGCCUCGGUGACCAGCGCCCCUGCCGAGAGACUGGGCUUGGGCCAGCGGCUCGGCAAGGUAAAAGCGGGUUUUGACGCCGACGUUGUGGUGUGGGACAGCGACCCGCUCAGUCUCGGCGCCGCCCCGGUGCAGGUAUGGAUCGACGGCACGGCGCAGUACGAGCACCCGUUCGAACUCAACAAGUCGUUCAGGGGCACCAUCACUCCGGAUCCGAACCUCGCCACCAUUGUCGAGAACCCAACCGUUCUCCAUGGAGAUGUAAUUUUUACGGGGAUUACCAAGCUGCUGAUCCCCAAUGAUUCCAACUCCAACCUCCCAAUCACCAGCCCCGCGAAUGUCCUCCCCGCCACGUUCAACCUGACCAUCUCCGAGGGCAGAAUCACCUGCCUCGGCAUCUGCCCCUUUCCUCCCAAUACUACCGAUACCGCUAGCAUCAAAGCCACCACACGAAUCAUCCAUUUGCGCAACGGACAUAUCACGGCCGCCUUCACCGCCAUCGGGUCCACACUCGGCUUGAACUCAAUUGACGACGACCGCACGGCAACAGACAACGGCGCAGGGCCCACCUUCAGCCGCGCACUCGACGGUUUGGCGCUCGACACAGCCAAGCUGCGCGCCGCGCAGCGCUACGGCGUGACCCGCGCUAUCUCCGCGCCCAAACUGCUCCCCGGCGACGUCCGCUCGCAUCAUGGUACGAGUGUUGGGUUCUUGACCGGCGCCUUGACCGUGACUGCCACUACUGGUACUACUGGUGCUGGUGCUAAGGGCGGAGCGGUCUUCCAGGAGGACGUAGCGGUGCAUUACACGCUGGAUCAAACCGUCAAGACGCUCAAUGGAGUGUCCACUUCCGGGGAAGUGGGCAGGUUGCGAGCGAAACUGCUGCGGGCGGUGGCCGGGCUGGGUAAGGGUAGAACUACUACCGGUCACGGUACGGACCACGAGGAGGCCUUCCUCAAACGGGUCGUCACGGGCGAGAUGCCGCUUGCUGUGACGGUGCACAGCGCCGACACCAUCCUCGCGCUUCUGCGGGUCAAAGCCGUAGUUGAGCAGCGUGCUGCUGCUACUGCUGCGGAGGGGAUCAGGAUGGUGAUCCUCGGCGGCGGCGAGGCGCACCUUGUUGCGAGAGAGCUGGCCGAGGCCGGCGUUGGGGUGGUGCUGGCGCCCAUGCUGUCGUUUGGCGUGUCGUGGGACCAGAGGCGGGCGUUGACCGGGGCGCCGCUCACGAAUGGGACGGGGCUGGAUGUGCUUGUUGACGCUGGGGUGGUUACGGCUGUUGGACUGGAGGAAGACUGGGUGGUGAGGGACCUUGGGCUGUUGGCUGGGAUUGCGCAUGCGAAUAGCGGAGGCGGGAUUGGGGAGAAGGAUGCGCUGGGGUUGGUGAGCGGGAAUGUGUACAGGAUGCUGGGACUGCAGGAGCCGGACGUUAGGGAGCACUUUAUCAUUCAUGAGGGCAGUCCGCUGGAGAUUGGUUCGAGAGUGAAAGUGGUGGGUGGAGGACUGGGGCAUGUCGAGGUCUACUAG
This is a messenger RNA of Canariomyces notabilis, 3128 nucleotides long. RefSeq lists its product as uncharacterized. The coding region runs from base 195 to 3128 and encodes 977 amino acids. The record is from RefSeq and is a predicted model, not a curated record. Lineage: Eukaryota; Fungi; Ascomycota; Sordariomycetes; Sordariales; Chaetomiaceae. Gene Ontology annotation, molecular function: N-acetylglucosamine-6-phosphate deacetylase activity. The transcript has 4 exons. Gene Ontology annotation, biological process: N-acetylglucosamine catabolic process.